This is a messenger RNA of Periophthalmus magnuspinnatus, 1692 nucleotides long. It is a transcript of the gene ogfod1, whose product is annotated as 2-oxoglutarate and iron-dependent oxygenase domain containing 1. Lineage: Eukaryota; Metazoa; Chordata; Actinopteri; Gobiiformes; Gobiidae. The coding region runs from base 106 to 1677 and encodes 523 amino acids. The transcript has 13 exons. Gene Ontology annotation, cellular component: cytoplasm. Gene Ontology annotation, biological process: peptidyl-proline hydroxylation; regulation of translational termination. Gene Ontology annotation, molecular function: L-ascorbic acid binding; peptidyl-proline dioxygenase activity; iron ion binding. The record is from RefSeq and is a predicted model, not a curated record.
GCGACGCUGGUGACCAAACGCAGCACGUUUUUGUUUACGAUCAGCUGUCAAGUUUGAGACUACUUUUAUAGACGUAUGUAUGGAUGAACAGACUCACAGCUGAUAAUGGCAUCGAAAAGACCACAAGGCGACUGUGGGAGCGCUGAGAGGAAAAAGAAGAGAAAGAACAGCGUCGAGAAGGUUGGAUUGUGCUCUGUUUUAGAAGACGAACAAGUCAAGACAGCAGUGAAGCGAGCAUGGCGCCAGAAAACACACUACAGCUGUGGAGAUCUUGAGUUGGCUUGCCAUCCCUUCCCACACUGCAUCAUCAGAAAUUUUAUUGGUGAAGACGGAUUUAUAGAUGACCUACAGAAAGAAUUGCUGGGACUCAAUUUUAAUGAGAAAUCUAAUGAUUUAUACAAGUUUAAACAGUCUGAUGACCUGAAGAAGAGCAAUAAACCACACAUCCAAGGCAUAAGGUCGGUGCUGUUUCAGCAAUUUCGGCCAUGGCUGGAGGGGAUGAUAGGGGCUGAACUUGAGAGCACAGUUGACAUUUCUUGUGCGAAAUAUGAAUACACAGAUGUUCUUCUUUGUCAUGAUGAUGAAUUGGAGGGGAGACGUGUUGCUUUUAUACUGUAUCUUGUACCUCAGUGGGACAGUAGUGAUGGGGGGACCCUUGAUCUUUACAAAACAGACUAUAAUUUCCAACCAAAAGAGAUAAGUAAGACAAUUGUGCCUACUCGAAACACUCUUGUAAUUUUUGAAGUUUCCCCAGUUUCUUUUCAUCAAGUUUCUGAAGUUUUAUCAAAAGAGAAAUGCCGUCUUUCACUUGGUGGUUGGUUCCAUGGACAGUCUUUAGAAAGACCACCGCGUUAUACUGAGCCGCCUGUGACAAGAAAUCCUCACAUACCAAGAGAUGAGACACUGCUUAUGGAGUGGGUCAAUCCUAUCUACCUUGAUAUUUCCUAUCAAGAGCAUAUUCAGGGAGAGUUUGAGGAUAGCUCAGAGAUUCAAUUAAAAGACUUUCUAAAGGAGGACAAAUUUAGGCAAGUAAAUGAAGCCCUGCAACUCAGUCAGAUUCAGUGGACAAAGAAAGGGCCAGCCAAUAAAAGGUGCUAUGAUGUUGCUUCACUUGAAAAUCUGCCAGAGUGCAUCUAUGGUUGUUGGGAGCUCCUACAUUCAGAGGCUUUUUUCCUUCUUCUGUCCAACUUUACUGGCCUUCGUCUGCACUACCUUUGCCCUUCUGAUGAUGAUGAUGAUGAAGAGCAAAAGACAAAAGAAAAUGUAAAACAAGAUGAAGAAGGCACCUCUGCUGAAGAAACCACAUCAAAUAAUAACAGAUCAGCAGUGGAAAGUACACCGAAAUGUAGUGGAGAGCUACGCCGAUGGACUCAUGGCAGCUAUACUUUGCUGCAUGAUGGUGAAGCUGCACGAGCAGAAUAUGCUCUGGACCUUAUUUUGCCUUUCCAAUGUGCAGAUUGGGACACAGAUUUUGGGGGCUUCACAUGUUAUGUUGCUAAUGAAGAGGAUGAAGAGCUGUUGACUGUGUAUCCAGAGGAUAAUUCUCUUGCACUGGUCUAUAGAGACAAGGAAACACUCAAGUUUGUCAAACAUAUAAACCACAAAAGCUCCCAACCCUCUACUGACAGUUCAAGAGGCAGAACUUUUUACGAUUUCUCUAUUGUGUACUAUGAAUAAACAGAUUUCUGGUUA